UGCAUUUGUUCGGUUAUUUUAUCAAAACGAUAAAAGUGUCGAAUGACGAAGAAUUUUAAAUAUGAAUGUUCAGAUGUUCUGACAUGGAUGAUGGUGAUGAUGAUAAUAUCAUUUUAAUAUCAUCACCGACAUCAUCAACACGACCACCGCCACCCCCAUCACAGUCACCACCCCCAUUAAUCCCAUUGAGAGACUUAAAUGGUGCAAGGCUUUGGACGCCGUAUGCGUCAUCACCAUCAUCCACAUUAAUGGCGCCCUUGACUUACUCUUCUGAGAUGGAUUAUGAUGAUGAUGAUGAUGAUACACCACCACCAUCACCGUCACUACAACCGCCAUAG
Messenger RNA from Anoplophora glabripennis (Asian longhorned beetle), 338 nucleotides. Its product is annotated as delphilin. The coding region runs from base 66 to 338 and encodes 90 amino acids. NCBI's taxonomy places the organism in Eukaryota, Metazoa, Arthropoda, Insecta, Coleoptera, Cerambycidae. The record is from RefSeq and is a predicted model, not a curated record. The transcript has 4 exons.